GUAAUUUUAACACUUCUGUUGAGCUCAGUUUUCUACAAUCAGUGUGGUGCACAUAAUUAUGACAACUAUUUUGCUCAGCUGGCUGCAGAGAGUCAAUCUGUUCAUGAUCAAUUCUUGAGAGAAAACCCUCGUGCCUCGUACAUUUUGGAACGCCUGAAUUCAAACGACUAUCUUAAUGGACACCCUAUUCUUCAUGAAUCCCCUGGAUUCCGUGAAGGUAUUGACGAUUACUAUUGGCAGACAUUUAUGAAGGAUUUGAACAAUGCUCGAAGACUAGCUGCCCAACGCGAUGAUGACACAGAGGAGUUUGAAUCCGCCUUUCCACAAGAUGUAUUCUACAGCGAACGUCAGAGCGCCUCGGACUUGGACAAAGUCGCAAACCUCAAGGGACCGGAAAUCUCUUCUAGACGUAUAGAGGUGGCAGAACAAAAUCCUCUCUGGGGUGAACACAAAGUGUCCGGAGGCUCGAGUGAAACCGGCCAGUGGUUAGAUUACGCACUACUCGGAGCCGAGCGUCAAGAAUCGGACGCGGACGAUUCCGCUAACACAUUGACAGAUUACACGGACGCUGAAGCGAUUGCGCAGAUCAAUCACGGGCGCCCGUUUAAAAAUGACACUUUACCAGCCUACUGUGAUCCACCAAAUCCCUGUCCGAUCGGUUAUGAUCCGGAAAGUUUGCCCACUCCUUGUGAUCCGAAUUACUCGAAAUACACGAUGGAAUUGAAUAGGGAUUUGAUUUUGAGUAAAAUGGUCAGUGGAGAGUGUAUUUGUGAUACGGAGCACAUGAAUUCCUGCUCAUACGAAGCCAGUCGACCGUUGGCAUACUCACCUUUGAUGGACUGGCCGCAAUCGAGCAUCGAGGCCAAUCCGUAUAUGCACGGACAACUCCGAAAACGACUUGUCGCGAAAAAGUCAUUCAGCCCCAAGUCACUCAGACGAAAUGAGUAUCUGAAAGGACAAAUCCUGAAAGCAGUUGUGAAAAAAACCGGACCGUACACUGCGAACGAGUGA
Echinostoma caproni is the source of this 1011-nucleotide messenger RNA. The record is from the annotation of a GenBank genome assembly. Lineage: Eukaryota; Metazoa; Platyhelminthes; Trematoda; Plagiorchiida; Echinostomatidae.